This is a messenger RNA of Aspergillus saccharolyticus JOP 1030-1, 1946 nucleotides long. Its product is annotated as NAD-dependent succinate-semialdehyde dehydrogenase. Gene Ontology annotation, molecular function: succinate-semialdehyde dehydrogenase (NAD+) activity. The transcript is spliced from 4 exons. Gene Ontology annotation, biological process: GABA catabolic process. NCBI's taxonomy places the organism in Eukaryota, Fungi, Ascomycota, Eurotiomycetes, Eurotiales, Aspergillaceae. Bases 393 to 1889 code for a protein of 498 amino acids. The record is from RefSeq and is a predicted model, not a curated record.
UCCAGGGUAACUUUCAGAUCACUGCUAUUUCCACUGGCAAUAAAUAGCUGGCCGACCCCCCGGAGCCCCCAGCUUGCUUAGUUUCUAAAAGUCCAUUGUCUUCGUCUUGCUCCUAUACCCUCCAAUUUCUUCACUUCCCCUCACCGCAGCUACACCGAGGUUUCUAUCCCCGCACUUGAUCAUAGCAGAUAGAAAGAAGGGUUGAACUACUUGCACGAGCUUUCCGUUGACGGGAGUUUGAUACUUGAGUGUGCAGUUCUGAGUCACAAAACGAGACACAUAUAAUGGAGAGAUUCAUCCGUCCAGUCUCCCGACAGUUGUUGAAAUCAUCGCGGCCUCGUUAUCCCUUCCGUGUGCCUCCGCCGGUCUACGCCAAGCGACUGUAUAGCAACAUGGGUCACACCGUACCUCCGUUGAAAGACAAGUCUCUCUUCAUUGAGAAGGCCUAUGUAAAUGGAGAGUGGGUUGGCGCCGAGUCUGGGGAAACAUUCGAGGUGCAUGACCCCGCCUCCGGCUUGCUCAUCGGAACAUGCCCCGAGUUCUCCACCGCAGAUACCGAAAAGGCCAUUCUGGCGGCCAAGGAAGCGUUCCCGGCUUUCCGGUCGACCCUCGCCCGCGAGCGCGCUCGCAUGCUGCGUCGCUGGUAUCAACUGAUGGUGGAUAAUGCGGACGAUCUGGCGACGUUGAUUACGUGGGAGAAUGGCAAGCCCUUCGCCGACGCCAAGGGCGAGGUCAACUACGCGGCCGGGUUUUUCGAGUGGUUCAGCGAGGAGGCACCCCGUAUCUACGGCGACACGAUCCCGGCCUCGAUCGCGGGGAACCGGGUCAUCACCCUCAAGCAGCCCGUCGGGGUCUGCGGCUUCAUCACUCCGUGGAAUUUCCCUGCUGCGAUGAUCACGCGCAAGAUCGGCCCCGCCCUGGCUGCCGGGUGCACCGUGGUCGCCAAGACCCCCGGGGAGACGCCGUUCACGGCCAACGCUCUCGCGGAGCUGGCGCACCGGGCGGGCAUCCCCAAGGGUGUGGUGAACAUCGUCACUGCCUCGAAAAAUACCCCUGAGGUGGGUGAGGUGAUCACCACCCACCCGGAGGUCCGCAAGGUCUCCUUCACCGGCUCCACCAAUGUCGGCAAGCUGCUCAUGAAGCAGGCAUCCUCCACGAUCAAGAAGGUGUCGUGGGAGCUCGGAGGCAAUGCGCCGUUCAUUGUGUUCGAUGAUGUGGAGGACCUCGACGCCGCGGUUGCCGGCGCAAUCGCCUCGAAGUUCCGCAGCUCGGGCCAGACAUGCGUCUGUGCCAACCGGAUCUACGUGCAGCGUGGGGUGUACGAUGAGUUCGCCAAGCGCUUUGCAGAGAAGGUCAAGGGCUUCAAGCUCGGGGCCGGCUUCGAGGAGGGCAUUACCCACGGCCCGGUCAUUCAUGACCGCGCCGUGCAGAAGGUGGAUGAGCACGUGCGCGAUGCGGUAUCCAAGGGCGCUAAGAUUCUGGCCGGCGGGCAGAAGGCGUCGCACCUGGGGCCCAACUUCUACGACCCCACCGUGCUCAGCGAGAUGAACAAGGAGAUGCUGCUCGCCUCGGAGGAGACAUUCGGUCCCGUGGCGGGCCUGUUCCCCUUCGAGACGGAGAAAGAGGUUGUCGACCUGGCGAACCAGGCCGAGGUCGGACUUGCGGGAUACUUCUUCAGUGGCAAUGUGAAGCGGAUCUUCCGAGUGGCCGAGGCUUUGGAAGUGGGUAUGGUCGGUGUCAACACAGGUCUCAUCAGUGAUGUUGCUUCUCCAUUCGGCGGUGUCAAGCAGAGUGGCUUUGGCCGCGAGGGCAGCAAGUAUGGUAUCGAGGAGUUCCUGGUGGUGAAAAGCGUUACUUUUGGAGGAAUGGGCGAGCCCCUUCAAUCCUGAUUCUUUGGGGUGUAACAAGAAAAGCAUGUCCGGGCAGGAAUCCUGUGGCUUGACUUU